Molecule: messenger RNA, 1686 nt
Organism: Pyrus x bretschneideri (Chinese white pear)
Lineage: Eukaryota; Viridiplantae; Streptophyta; Magnoliopsida; Rosales; Rosaceae
Product: EVI5-like protein
Exons: 9
Coding region: 354-1427 (357 amino acids)
Source: RefSeq, a predicted model, not a curated record
AGUAUCCGAAGAUAUUUUGAUCCUAGUGAGGAGAGAGAGGGGGCGGACGCACUCUAUGGCGCACACGCGUGUAGCAGCUCCAUUUGGUUUUGGUGGAUGACAGAAACUACCACAUUAUUAGGCCUUCCUGUGUCUUGAAUUCAUUGAUUGGGAAGCAGCUGAAAAAAAAAAACCACCACCAUUUGAGAGAAAAAGGAAGCAACUUUAACGAUCAGAGGAACAAGCAGAAGAAAACCCAUCAAACUUAUCCAAUUUCCCAGUGUUUUCGGUCUAUUUGGUCCACGGAAUUGAUCGUGGUAACAUAGUUGUCUCUUUUGCCAUGUGGCGUUCAAGAGAUUCUUUAAGAUAGUGAAAUGGAAAACAAACUAGAAGAAGAUGAUGAUCAUGAGCCAGGUCCAGUUCCUCCACUGAGACUGGACAGAUUUGGCUUCUUAAAGCCGGAAGUUUCUCCUCAAGGUUUAACCAAGAGCAGGUCAGCCUUUGAAUAUGAGAGAGAGGAAAGAAGAGUUAGAAAAUGGAGGAAGAUGAUUGGGGUGGGAGGGAGUGAUUGGAAACAUUAUAUUAGGAGAAAACCUCACGUCGUUAAGAGGAGAAUAAGGAAAGGAAUUCCUGAUUGUUUAAGGGGUCUUGUUUGGCAGUUGAUCUCUGGAAGUCGGGACCUUUUGCUGAUGAACCCUGGGGUUUACGAGCAAUUAGUGAUUUAUGAGACCUCAGCUUCAGAGCUGGAUAUAAUUCGAGAUAUAUCGCGUACCUUCCCUUCACAUAUUUUCUUCCAGCAGAGACAUGGCCCUGGUCAAAGGUCCCUCUACAAUGUUUUGAAGGCGUACUCCGUCUUUGACAGAGAAGUUGGAUAUGUUCAGGGAAUGGGAUUUCUGGCUGGUCUCUUACUUCUUUAUAUGAGCGAAGAGGAUGCAUUUUGGUUAUUAGUUGCAUUACUCAAAGGAGCGGUCCAUGCACCAAUGGAAGGUUUAUAUCAGGUAGGGCUACCACUGGUACAGCAAUACCUUUUUCAGCUUGAUCAGUUGGUAAAGGAGCACUUGCCAAAGCUGGGCGAACAUUUUACUCAAGAAAUGAUAAAUCCUAGUAUGUAUGCAAGCCAGUGGUUCAUAACCGUUUUCUCCUACUCUUUCCCCUUCCAUUUGGCUCUUCGAAUUUGGGAUGUCUUUCUCUACGAGGGUGUGAGAAUUGUCUUCAAAGUUGGUUUAGCCUUGUUAAAGUAUUGCCAUGACGACUUGACAAAAUUACCAUUCGAGAAACUCAUUCAUGCUCUGCGUAACUUCCCUGACGAUGCAAUGAAUCCGGAUACUUUACUUCCAUUGGCUUACUCAAUCAAGGUAUCGCGGGGUUUGGAGGAAACAAGGCAGGAGUACGAGAAGAAGAACGGAAAGGAAGGUAAGUCUCCAGAGAUUGAUAAGCAGUUGGAAUGAAGUUUGUGCGCAUCUCAUCGGAGCACUACAUAUGCUAAAUUAACUUGUCAUUCUUUAUUUUCCCGGCAUGGCAGCGGUUGUCCGAAACAAUGUACUUUCGACAACAUCGCCCUCGAUCGUUGUUUGAUAGUUGCAUUGUUCAAGUCCUUGUUUAUGAACUCCCCUGUUCCUGUUUCAAACUCAAAUGUUGUUAGAUGUGAAUAUUUAUUAAGAUAGGAAACCAAAAGGAUAUAAAUAAAUCUUGUUAUUCUUGCAUUAA